AUGGCUUCCGAGGCUUCCCGUGGUCGGCAUCUCGAUGCGACGGACCGCGAGGUUGUGUACUGCCAUGCGUGCUGUUUCGAAUGGUAUCGGGAUGAGUUUGGGCUAGAGUGUCCCUCCUGCCAGAGCGAUAUUACAGAGCUCGUCAGUUUGGAAAACGACCCGCGGAGAGUACACGACGACGAUUCGGACGAUUCGGAGGACGACUCUGUACAUGACCCCGAGCCACACGGGAACCAUCAUGCAGAUGAAGACGACGAUUCCGAUCCAGAAGUGGCCGAUAUAGACGAGCACAUGGACCCAAACGGGUUCGGCGUUGGCCAGUCGACGCAUGUUGGAGAGGAUGCGGAUCACUUUGGUACCCAACCGACGCAAAAUGUAGAGAGAUUCCUCAAUGUUGUGUCGACUAUAGGCAUGCCUUUCGGAACAGGGGAGGGGAACGCAAACUUGAUGAACCGCCUGCGUGAGGCGUCUCAAAAUGGCGGAGGACGUGUUGAGUGGGCCAACGAGACGUCGCAAGGCUCCGUGACAUUUUAUUCAUCCAAUCAGCCUUUGGUGGCAGGAGAACAGGCACCGUUAGGCUUUGAGCCCUUUUCAACAAUGUUUGCCAGCGCAUUUCGCGAUUUCGGAGUACAGCUCACAGGUGAAGCUCUCGAGGCGGCAGCCGAGCAAGGUGGUGACGGUCUGAGCCUGGCGGGAAAUCUCGCAAACAUGCUUACCUCCGAGUGGACCACCACCGGCUUCGGACCAAGGACUGGCCAAUUUGCCGCGCCGGACCAUCGAUGA
Molecule: messenger RNA, 783 nt
Organism: Akanthomyces muscarius
Lineage: Eukaryota; Fungi; Ascomycota; Sordariomycetes; Hypocreales; Cordycipitaceae
Exons: 4
Coding region: 1-783 (260 amino acids)
Source: RefSeq, a predicted model, not a curated record